UUGCAGUGACAUAGCGCUACUACUAGUUGGGACGGGAAUGCAACAGCGAAUGAGACGGCGAGCAGACGGAGUUGCAGAUAGGCAUAGAUUAUUUUAAGGUGUAGCGUGCCCAGCCUGGACUAGAGAGCAGACCAGUUUACCAAACAUUAAGCGUAUAUAUAAUUGGACUACACCAUCAAAAAAUUCCAGAUAACUUUAUCCACUUCGAUAGCGCUCAGGACAAGCUGGUGACAAAAAACGUGGAUAGGAAGACCCAUCCACAUUAAAAACCUUGUGCAGAAGGUUACCAUCUCACCAGUUAAUUGUUGCUAAUCGGGAAAUGGUCACCUGCAUAAAAGCCUGCAGCUCUCUGCACUCUGGGCAGCAGAGAAGAUCUAGAAAUUGAAGUCUGCUGUUAGCGACAUGGUGGAUUACUAUGACAUUUUGGGGGUCCCACGCAAUGCACCUCAAGACGAUAUCAAGAAGGCAUACCGAAAGCAGGCACUGCGGUGGCACCCUGACAAGAACCCAGACAACAAGGAGUAUGCAGAAAAGAAAUUCAAGGAGAUAGCAGAAGCUUACGAAGUGCUGGCAGACAAGAACAAGAGGGAUGUUUAUGACAGACAUGGAAAGGACGGACUCACAGGACAAACCAGUGAACCCAGCUCUGCAGACUUCCCUGGGUUCACCUUUACAUUCCGCAGUCCAGAGGAAGUCUUCAGAGAGUUUUUCGGGGGUCGGGAUCCGUUUGCAGAUUUCUUUGAUGAUUUCGUCCCCUUCUCCGAUAUGCACAGAAGCACUAGGGGAUCACGACCUGGACCCCGGAGCUUCUUCUCCUUCCCAGGAGCAGACUUUACUUCAUUCUCCUCAAUGGGUGGGUCUGGUGUGGGACAUUUCCGUUCUGUGUCCACGUCCACCAGGAUUGUCAACGGAAAGCAAAUCACAACGAAAAAGGUCAUCGAGAAUGGUCAGGAAAGAAUUGAGGUUGAGGAGGAUGGGCAGCUAAAAUCCAUCAGAAUAAACGGUGUGGAGGAUGAGAUGGCUCUGGCGCUGGAGCUCAGCCAGAGAGAAGAGCAGCAGUCAGCCCUCCAGAGCCAGCACUCCUUCUCCCGUGGGGGGCCCACACAAAGGUCCUUCAGCAGCACCCCCUUCAGCCACUGGAACAGCAGCUGGGACGAGGAUGGGGAGGAUGAAGACCUGCAGCUAGCCAUAGCCAACAGCCUCUCUGCCAUGGAGGGAGCCGGCCCGCACGGAGCAGGUGUGCGCACAGUGAGGGAGUGUACAGGCAGAGGGGGGGUCAGGAGAUCCGAGUCAGAGAGGGCUUCAACUAAACACCAGCAAGAAGGGAAAACAGAGGAGAGUGGUGGGAACAGUGGGAUUACAAGCACUGUGCCAGAGAAACCAGCAGGGAUGGGUAAGAAGGGUAAGACAGGGGAUAGAAACCAGGGAAGUAGCUCAGAGGGGCUUGAAGGAAACCAAGGGUCUUCUCCAGAGGCACAGGUGGAGGGAGGUGACUGUGAUACAGAGCCAAAGAAAAAGAAAAAGUCAAAAUGUUGUGUGUGUUAACACAAAUAACAUGCACUCAUUGGCAAUCACAAAUAACAUGCACUCAUUGGCAAUCACAGUGAUUCACAUUUCCUUAGUUUUCCUGUGAGAAGAGUGAUGCUUCCUGGAAAGGCAAGAAUUUAUCAAGACAUUGCCAACGCAGAGUAAAAGUUUCUUGUAGAAAUCUGCAAUUACUGAAAUAUUGAUCAUUAUGUGUUCACUUGUAAUUUGUUUUUAUGAAUUAAAUAUGUUAUAACUAAAGUUGGAUCAUUUUUGAACUAGUUAGCAAAUUUUAACAUUAUCUUCAGCUGAAAGGAUUAUUAUCUAAUUUCAGACUUUAGUGGAGAAAACAUACAGUGGGUUGUAAGGAAAUGUCCCUGAUUCCACAGUAAACUCGUGGCACAUCACACUAUACUGAGGUUAUCAUGCGGUGCUGCUUGAACUGUAAAACAAAUACUUUCCAGCAGUGUGCCAGAGAGCUUUUAGGAAUUGAAUGGGCUGUGUACUGUUGUUCAUUAACAAGAUGUGCUUUGGGUUUGUUUAAGUCACCUCCCUCUCUUGGGCUGUGUUACUGUAUACUGUAUUUUUUAAUUUGUUGAUUCCAAUGUCUACAGUAGUUUGAAAAAUGAAAAACCAUCUGAAUAAUUUCAGCCAUUUACAAUGAAGAUAACUUUUUUAUUAUUAUUUUUAAAUUAAUUACAAAUUUAACAUUACAUUAAAGCAAAUAAAGAUAACAUCAGCAAAACAUUACGCCAUUGUGGUCGUAUGAUACUGUCUGUAUACCAGUAAUAUAUUUUUUUAAUAUAUAUUUUUAUUGCAAAAAUACACCACUUCUCUGCUGUAACCACUAAAAAGCAUGUGCUCGCGUUGCAUUAAUUCUGAACCUAAUGAAAAUGAAGCUAGAAAGAAACAUACUGUACAAGUGUAUUGAUUUUAACAUAGAAACAAGACAGGAAAAUAUGCUAAAAUAUUAGCUGUGAUAAUGUCUAAUCAUGGUACAUUUUGUUUUUUUCAGCAUUUUCCAGUUUUUAGUUUUUAGCUUCAAUUGCAAUAGCGUUUGGUACUUGAAGGCAUGGAGUUCUGGUGAAACACCUCCAGCUGGUUUGUGUCUACCCAGAGGUUUUUUUUUUUUUAAAUCUGGUGGUUCUUUGAGGGAUUUUUCAUGAGCGUAGUUGCCGCACUUUCCCUGACAGCUAAAGUAUCAGGUUCUGCGGGGCCGAGACAUUUUCCAUGAAUACACUGUGUAUUGCAAAACAGUUGAUUGAGAGAGGAAACAGUGCAUCAGCCUUAUACAAGUACACUGUAAUAUCUCGGCACAGUCAGAGUGUGCUGUCUCUUUAUUGAUGGCAUCACAUCAUCACCCUCACUAGGCUGUUUAUUACAGUGUUUUGUUUUGUGCAGAGCAUUCACCUUUCAGUGCAUUAAGCUGUAGGUUUCUUCAGGUGUGCCUUGAGAGUUCUGUGUGGGGUGAAUUGCUUUAUCAUUGAAUUGGUGGUGGUCAGAUACAGCCAUAGGUAGUUCACCGGAUCAUUGAUUGGUUACUACAAAUUGUAAUGUGAGCGAACCUUAAUUAUGCAAAAAUGUCUGUUAAUUUACCAAUCAGAUGGAUUUUCUAAAUCCUGUAAACGAUAUAUUUUCAUGAGAUGUCAGUGCAUAUACAAAACAGUGUUUGAAGUGUUAGCUUUUCCCCCAUAAUAUUAAUAUUCCUAUUUCCACUGUAUUAUAUUAAACACCACUUUCCUUGAUUGAUAGCCUUUGUCGACUGUAUGGUUUGAAAACCCAUGUAAAUACUGCAGACAGUAGUUGCGUGUUUUUUUUUUUUUUUUUUUUUAACCAGGGUAUAAACCCUCUGGUAUUGAUGCCUCAAGUUAACGUGAACGGCCAUAAUAAAAGUAACAUGUUUCCAAUACCAAAGUGUUACGUAGAUUGCCAGAGGUUUUCUUAGGUUAUAUAACUUUAAACUGCCUUUAUAUAUAUACAGUAUACAGUACAGUAGUAAAAUCAAAUGAAUACUUUUUUUCUUACUUUAGCUUACUGGUAACACAAAAUAAAUCAUGCUGCUGCAUUGUACACAUUGGUGUACAAUGUGAAUAAAAGAUGAUUUUAAAUUGAAACUAAAUGAUUUUUAGGGUUUUUUUAAAUUGUAUGUUAAUUAUUCUUAUUUUUAACUUGGCCUGCUUAGUAGCCUAGACAAUUAACAACAUAAAUCAUGGUCCUAUACAGAUGCUCAGAAUGAGCUGGAGGUGUUAGUGGCACAUGUGUGCAGUCUAUUGCUCCCAACACGCUGGGAAAACCAGAAAUGUCAUAGAAAUGUUUUCAAGGCUUGUAAGCACACCCUGACUUUAAUGAAAAUUAGGUACUUGGGUGUUCAUCUCAAAAAUACAUUGAGCACAACUGGCUCCACCCUAUUUUUGCGAAUUUCUGCAGAAUGCCCAGAAUUACAUAUUCAUUUAAGGCUAAAGUGCAAAAAAAGAACUGUGGCUGCAAAACAUUUGUUAAAAUGAUGCUAACAGUGUUGCGUUUGUUUAGUACUUUUCACACUACAUUUCCGACUGGUUUGCAUGUGGUUUGCAAAGAUUGCGACAGACGCAACACUUUAGUACAUCUACCCCUAAAUAUCUUGUACAGCUAACACUGCCCUCUUUAAAUAGAUGCAGAGUAUUUGUAGAUCAAGCCGUCACAGCAGGGCAGAGGUACCACCACAAUGUAUAAUUAAAUAUAUGCAAAAAUCCCAUACAGUUGCAGUGGCACCCCAAAUACUUUGUCCCACACAGUCAUUAGGCAUUAGUAGUAAAUAAUAACAAUCACACAUCUCUAGUAUGUAACAGCACAGUAAUGAUGAACACACACACACACACACACACGUAUCUAUUAUGUAACAGCACAGUAAUCUAAUGUGUUUUUCCAAGGCGUAGUGUUGCACAUGUCUGUUUUCUCACUGUUCUUCUUUUAUAUCCUUUUUCAGCUAAGUAAAGUGAGGAAUCUUGUGUCAGGGAGAAUUUAGAGGGCCCGAAGAAACUUGCAGGAAUAGCAAAAAAUAAAAAGAAAUUGAGAGAAUUGCAGGGUAUUGAUUGCAUUUUUAAAUGGAAACAAAAAAAAAAUGGUAAUAGUUUAGUCCAGUAAGACAUACAUUUUAACAUCCCAGUUAUAUUUGUUCUGACUAAAUGAAUUGUUCAUAGGCUGUAGUGUAUUUAAUUAUAACUUUAAGUGUAGCAGCAUGGGGGCAUUAGAAAGUGCCAAACAACAAAAACUGAUAAUUGCAAGAAUGUUAUGCUAAAACCUAGGAAAUGUCUGACAUAUCAUUAACUAUGUUUUAGUUUGUUUUUGGUACUUCCUAAAAUACAGUACUGGGACCAUUCUGUGUUAAAAUAACAGGAUGCAAGCAUGACAUUUGACUUGAAUGGAUUGACGUUCAGUGUCGUCUUUAUGAGUUGAGGAGUGUUGCCUUGGGUAUGAAUGUAUUGCAUUGACAUCAUCACUCAGUUGAAAUCUGUAUUUAUUGCUGGGUUCUCAGAGUUUCUGAAAUCUGUGUUAACUUCAUUUCUGGGUUCUCGGUUUCUUGUUUAGUUGUAAUGAAGUGUGCUGCAGUUAGCAGUAGGGAGAGGGCUCACACACAUUCUUUUUUAGUUGUAAUGAAGUGUGCUGCAGUUAGCAGUAGGGAGAGGGCUCACACACAUUCUUUUUUAGUUAUAAUGAAGUGUGCUGCAGUUAGCAGUAGGGAGAGGGCUCACACACAUUCUUUUUUAGUUGUAAUGAAGUGUGCUGCAGUUAGCAGUAGGGAGAGGGCUCGCACAUUCUUGUUUAGUUGUAAUGAAGUGCACUGCAGUUAGCAGUAGGGAGAGGGCUCACACACAUCCUUCAAGCAUGAAAGGCCUCUUUCUGUUCUGUAACUUCCUCUGGGUUUCACCCAAUGGGUCUGUCCAAUCUAUGGAGGUAAAUCUAGUUGCCAGUUUUAAGAGACAAAAACAAACUAAAUACUACGAAGGUUUUACCGAACAGGGCUGGCAAUGCUGGCUACCAAUUGAUAUUAACUAAACAGCCCUAUACUGUACACCUGGGCUUUCAUUCCUUCUAUUUGGAGUACUGUUCCUGAAAUGUGCCAUAUUUUUCACAUUGAUGACGAUAACAAAAAUCAGAUCUUGUAAAGAUUAAAAACAGAAGUCAGUUUCCCUGGAUUCUUGGUUGCUGCUGCACUGCAGCUGCCCCAGAGUCAGAAUAAGACACCACAGCCCUUCAACCCAUCUGUAGUUAUAGCUAAUAACAUCAUUUGAUCUUACCUGCUGUGUACGCACACAUGUUUUCUAUGUAUUUCGUUUUGUAUGUGGUACUAGGUUAAAGAAUGUUCUCAAUGUGCAUGCAUUACACUCAGGUGGUGGUACUGUGUCAACUUCCAAAGCCUUCACAUCAUCUGUGACUUUUGGGUCAAGCAUGUCAUUGUUUACACUCUUCAGGAAGUGCAAGACUACCUUAAAGUAAUGAUGGCAUCAGAGAAUUCUUUAACAUCAAACUGGAUUUCAAAUGAAAAUACAUCUCUGCUAAACAGUGCGGCUUUUAAUACCUGCUCAUUGAGUUCUUACCUGUAUUUAUCAGAUGUUUUAGCUGCUUCAUAAUCAGCCCCCUAGCAUGGUCACUGGGGAACUGUGCAGUCAAGAAUGACCAUGAUCUUACUCUCAUUCCAGCACUUCGGAGGAGACUGCUCCUGUUGUUGUUUGGUUGCUGACCAUUUGGCUAACAAUACAAAUGUAUUUGUAUAUAACACCAUGGCAUCCCAAAGCGCUGUACACAGUGACAAACAAAACAAGAGCUCAAUAUGGAAUACACUAGAGUUACAACCAAUUAUAUAAAAAAGUAUGCUUUCACAUUAGACUUCAGUGUUUCAACCUGCCUAAUGGUAACCGGAAUAGAGUUCAACAACCUAAGUGAACAAUAGCAAAAAGCUCUGGCUGCAGUUGAUUAAAGACAAAUUUAUAUUCAGCCAGUUUAUAGCAAUCCAUGAUCGGCAGAGGCAGAAAAUGGAGAGAUGCUGGUUCCUUUUUCGAAUCCCUUCUUUAUUUCUCUGCCUGCUUUAUCAGCACCCAUACAGAGACCACAACUUUGUCAGCUUCACAGGAAUCAACACAGGAACCAUGGCAACCAGAACAACACACACCCAUAAUGACGUCAAAGUGCCCUUACUCAGUUUCACAGACGUGUCUUAUACAAAGUAAACGAGGAAAAGAAUAAUAAUAAUAAAAUAAUAAUAAUAAUAAUAAACGAUGGUAAUGGGGAGAAUAUCAAAACAAUUGCAAUUGUGUUUUUAAAACAAUUUACAACAGUAGGACGCAGCAACUGUAACGAUUGUGUGUAUGCGUGCAGAGGUUGCAUGUUGUGUGGAUGUGUGUGUAGGGGAAUUGAAUUGCAGGUUUGGCGUGAUAGACAUGGGAGCGGGGGUCUGAUUAAGGAGCGGAGAGAACGAGGGGAUAUAAGGGGGAGCGUGGAAAAGACCAGGAGAUUGGGGGGAGACCAGAGUGUGAGAGAAGGUUGUGUUUAGGGGAGAUGGAGAGAAAGACAGGUUAGGGUAAGAAAAGACAAAUACCAUUGAAUCAUUUUAUUUUCAUUUUCGACUCCCAGUUCCCUUCCCUUACUUUAUGAUUUUAUUUUAUUAUUUAUGUCAAAAAUAAACGGUUUGAGCCUUCAACUCGA
Molecule: messenger RNA, 7206 nt
Organism: Acipenser ruthenus (sterlet)
Lineage: Eukaryota; Metazoa; Chordata; Actinopteri; Acipenseriformes; Acipenseridae
Gene: dnajb2
Product: DnaJ heat shock protein family (Hsp40) member B2
Exons: 10
Coding region: 403-1545 (380 amino acids)
Molecular function (GO): Hsp70 protein binding
Source: RefSeq, a predicted model, not a curated record